This is a messenger RNA of Aspergillus mulundensis, 558 nucleotides long. RefSeq names its product histone-fold domain-containing protein. Bases 1 to 558 code for a protein of 185 amino acids. NCBI's taxonomy places the organism in Eukaryota, Fungi, Ascomycota, Eurotiomycetes, Eurotiales, Aspergillaceae. The record is from RefSeq and is a predicted model, not a curated record. Gene Ontology annotation, cellular component: CHRAC; nucleus. The transcript has 4 exons. Gene Ontology annotation, molecular function: protein heterodimerization activity.
AUGCCUACCAAAGAUAGUAAAACAGUGUCCGGGUCCGAUGCAUCGCCGGAGAUCACAGGCCAGAGUUCUCUUCCGAUCUCGCGUAUAAAGAAGAUCAUCCAGCUGGACGACGAUAUUGUCCAAUGCUCCAACAAUGCGACCUUUGUCGUCGCAAUGGCUACUGAACUUUUCAUCCAAUACCUCACGGAACAAGGGCACAAUGUCGUCAAGUCAGAACGCAAACCGCGGAAAACCAUUCAGUAUAAAGACCUAGCAACCGCAGUAUCGCGAAUAGACAACCUAGAAUUCCUCGCCGAUGUUAUACCGAAGACGACAACGUAUAAACAGUUCAAGGAGAAGCGAGCGAAGGAAUCGGGCAAGGACAUUGAGAUCGAGAAGGGACAGCGCACGCUGAACGGAGCCCUACCGCCGGUACCCGAGACAGAUAAGGAGCGCCCGGAUGAAGAUAAGGAAUCAUCACUGCCUCGGGGCUCCAGACCCCCAACUGUUGGGAUGCUGGUAGAUGGGCCCGGUGACUCGCAGUCCAAGGAUGAUGACGUGGAGAUGGCAGAUGAUUGA